This is a messenger RNA of Nymphaea colorata (pocket water lily), 2607 nucleotides long. Its product is annotated as zinc finger CCCH domain-containing protein 66-like. The record is from RefSeq and is a predicted model, not a curated record. Bases 257 to 2299 code for a protein of 680 amino acids. Gene Ontology annotation, molecular function: protein binding; metal ion binding. Lineage: Eukaryota; Viridiplantae; Streptophyta; Magnoliopsida; Nymphaeales; Nymphaeaceae. The transcript is spliced from 2 exons.
GUUUUUUAUUUUUCUUAAUUCUUUGACCGAGAGAGACAGAGGAAGACGAAGGGAUCCUUCUUGGUGGCUCUCCUUUUUUGAGCCCCCCGGUUCCUCUCCUUCCUCCCUGCUUCCCUCCGCUCUUGAGGUAGAAGAAGGGGAGGAAGGAAGCCAGUGUGAGCACGCUUCUGACAGGCAGAUAGAGAAGAGGAGGAGAGAGAACUUCCCGUUCUCGCUUUUGAUCAUAGGCUCAAGUCUUCGGGUGAGAGGGUCGCGUAUGUGCGGAGGACCAGAGGGCUUGAAGAAACAGGCGUUGCGUUGUGGGAUGGAGGACGCAGGGUUCUGCGUUGGCGUCAGCAAGGUUACCACCGCCUGCUCCGCUCUCCUGGAGCUCUCUGCUUCCGAUGACCUGAUUGGGUUCAAGCAGGCCGUCGAAGAGGAUGGCUCCGCCAUCGAUGAGGCCAGCUUCUGGUACGGGGGGUCUUCCGACAGGAAGAUGGGCUUCGUCCAGAGGACGCCGCUGAUGAUCGCCGCGCUCUUCGGCAGCACCGACGUCCUCAAGUACAUCAUCUCCACCUAUUCCACAUGCGGCAUCGACGUGAACCGUGCGUCUGUUUCUGAUGGAGCCACCGCGCUCCACUGUGCCGCGUCUGGUGGCUCCCCGGCCUCUGCCCAACUCGUCAAGCUUCUGCUCGAGGCCUCGGCUGAUGUUAAUUCCGUCGAUGCGAUAGGAAACCGGCCGGGAGACCUCAUCCCCACGUCUUCCCCUGUUCUAUCAAAGUCCAUAGACGAUCUCAAGUCCUUGCUGAACGUUAACGGCGACGGAAAGUCAUCUCCGGUGGCUCGGACGCUCAAAUCCGGGGUGGAGAAGAAGGAGUACCCCGUGGAUCUCUCCAUGCCUGACAUCAAGAACGGCGUCUACAGCACGGAUGAGUUCAGGAUGUACACGUUCAAGGUGAAGCCCUGUUCCAGGGCCUACUCCCAUGACUGGACCGAGUGCCCCUUCGCUCAUCCGGGCGAGAACGCGAGGCGGAGAGACCCCAGAAGAUACCACUACAGCUGCGUUCCCUGCCCUGACUUCAGGAAGGGUGCUUGCCGCCGGGGAGAUGCCUGCGAGUAUGCUCAUGGCGUCUUCGAGUGCUGGCUCCACCCUGCCCAAUACCGCACCAGGCUGUGCAAGGACGAGACCAACUGCACCAGACGCGUCUGCUUCUUCGCCCACAAACCAGAAGAGCUCCGAUCCUUGUACCCUUCCACCGGCUCUGCCCUCCCUUCCCCGAGGUCGAUGGGACUCGAUUCUCCUGUGCUCAACCCGUUGACGCUUAACUCACCUUCUGUUCUUUUGGGCACCCCACCGAUGUCGCCCUCCGCCAGCAUCGGCUCUUCAUCCUCUUGGCAGCAGCUUGGCGGUUGCGCCGGUGGCCUCCAGGCGAGCAGGCUGAGGGCAGCACUCAGCGCUCGCGAUCUGACCCUUGACGACCUUGUGGAGUUGGAGGGACAUCAGCAACUUCUGGACGAUCUCGCUGCUGUGGCCGCAUCCUCUUCACCACCCCUUCAGCAACCAAGGCUCGGCUCCCUUGCCGCUGCUACCGCCCUUGCUGCGUCCGCCGGCAGCCGCAGUGGGAAAUUCAGGAACAUUUCUGGGUCUGCUAUGCAUUCAGCCAACCUCGAAGACAUGUUCGCGUCCGAUGUACUUUCCCAAAUGGCAGCCGCGGACUCCGCCGGCUUCGAUCACAACUCCAUCCUGUCGCUUAAAGCAGCGGCCGCCAUGGCCCAGAUGCAGUCGACGAUGCGUCCAAACGUCAGCUAUGGCAUCCCUUCCUCUCCCGUGAGGGCCUCUUCUCCGCAUCUGGGCGUCGACCUUAGCUGCGGAUCGUCUUCGCCCAUGAUGUCCCCUGCCCUGGCCACGGCGGUCAUGAACUCUUCGAGGUCCGCCGCCUUCGCCAAGCGCAGCCAGAGCUUCUGCGACCGCGGUGCGGCGGGGGUUGGCCUGACGACACCUACCACAUUGUCAAAGUUGUCAAAUUGGAGCUCCCCCAACGGGAAACUCGAUUGGGGGGUUCAGGGAGAAGAGCUCAACAAGCUGAGGAAGUCAGCGUCCUUUGGCAUCCGCAGCAGCGGCGGAGCGUCUGCCCCCAAGGAGGAGGAGCCGGAUGUGUCGUGGGUGCAGUCGCUGGUGAAGGACGUACCUCCAGGCUUCGGGCACAACAGAGAUGGUGUGCAGAACAGCUUCCAAGGUUCGGGCGUCUCUGGUUCCGGCGGGUCGUUCGCGCCGUGGGUUGAGCAGUUGUACAUGGAGCAGGAACAGAUGGUGGCUUGAUCCGACCGCAGUCCACCGCUCACCUUUGCUGCCAAGAUUUCUUUAUUUUGGAAAAACUUAACAAUUCGUUAAUAUUUAUUGGUUAUUUAGGGAAAAGCAUACAGGCGCUGCUCGACGGAGGCAAAGGGAAACGGGGCAAAGCGCCUGACGAUGAUGCUUUUUUUCUUCUUUUUUUCUUUCUUUCACAAUAAAAUUUAGGCGUUCAAAGCCUGCAAUUGUCCUGAUAAUUGGGGCUUUCAUAUUCCAUUCCAUAUUUGUAUGUUUCUAAUGAAGAGAUGUAAAUUGUAGUUGAUCGACUUUGCUGCUUC